UGUCCUCUCUCUCUCUCUCUUUCUUUCUCGUAAAAAAUUCCCGUAUAAUUACACUCAAACACCCAACACAGAAACGUUGCUUUCUCUCUACUUCAAAUGGCUGAGAAGUAAUCUCUUGCACACAGAGAAAAAGCAUAACAUAAGCAAACCACAAACCAAGCUACACUUCCAUUUAAACUCCUCUACUCCUCCUCCCCAUCCCUCUCCUUUUAGACCAUCAAAUUCUCUCAAACUUUUGAAGAAUUUUCCAACUGGUUUCAAUGGAACCCAGAUCCAGCACAAUUGGACCCUCACUGGACCCAAACGCCCUCGAUUCUUUCCAAUUCAACGAAGAGAUUCAACAGUUGAUGACCAUACCACAAGAAAAUGCAAGCUCCUUCACUGCACUCCUCGAGCUGCCGGCCCCACAAGCCAUGGAACUCCUCCACCACUCUCCUGAAUCCAACGACUCUGCUGCACCUGCGCCUGCUCACUCAAACAGCCACACAGUAACCGUCGAUGCUCACCACACACCCUAUCAUUUUCCCGUUGGGGCAAACUUGACUUUUCCAUCUAACAUAGCCUUGAUUGAACGCGCCGCGAGAUUCUCGGUGUUUGCAGAGAACAUUAAUAAUACUACUACUGAUAAAAAUAAUCAUAAUAACAACAAUCACUCGCCGGCAACUACGGAGUCGUUGCCGUCAAAUUCAAGCGGGAAUCUCGGGAAAGUAAAGAACGAACCGGCAGAAUCAGACUCCAACAAGCCCAAUUCACCACCUCCGGCGGAGAAUAAGAGGUCGGUGAAGAGAAAAGAGCGCGAGAAGAAGGUCAAAGUAACGACAAAGAAGAGCAAAAGCGGUGCAAACGAAAGCAGCGAAGAUGCGGAGAAACUUCCAUACGUUCACGUUCGAGCUCGUCGUGGUCAAGCCACAGAUAGCCAUAGCUUAGCCGAGAGAGCGAGGAGAGAGAAGAUUAAUGCACGAAUGAAGCUACUACAAGAGCUGGUCCCAGGAUGCAAUAAGAUUUCUGGUACAGCUUUAGUUUUAGAUGAGAUCAUCAAUCAUGUGCAGUCGCUACAGCGUCAAGUGGAGUUCUUAUCAAUGAGACUUGCAGCAGUGAAUCCGAGAAUUGAUGUCAACCUUGACAGUACAUUGGCUGUAGAAAGUGGAUCCCUAAUGGACAGUAACCUUUCCAACAUGGUUAUGCCUCUAAUGUGGCCUGAGGUUCAAGUCAAUGCAAGCAGACAACAAUAUCAACAGCAAUGGCAUUUGGAUGCACAUCAUCAGCCUGUUUGGGGAAGAGAAGAAGAAAGCCACAACUUUGUUACUCCAGAAAACUCACUUUUGAGCUAUGACUCCUCCGCAAAUUCAGCAACACUGCACUCAAAUCAAUUGAAAAUGGAGCUAUGAAGACGAAAGAAGUUCCACCGGUAGCUAGUAUUGUAUAUAUAAAUCAUAAUAUUAGCAGUUAGCAGGAAGUAGAGGGGAGGCCUCAACAUUUAUCUUGGGUUUCCGUGUCUUCUAUUUAACAGAGUCAGAUGGAAACCCAGAUUUCUCUGGACUGGAGAUGAUAAACUUUCAGGAUGUUAUUCUUAUUUCUAUAUAUGAAUAUAUUAUAUAUCUUAGUUUAUA
Messenger RNA from Pistacia vera, 1610 nucleotides. RefSeq names its product transcription factor bHLH48-like. Gene Ontology annotation, molecular function: DNA-binding transcription factor activity; protein dimerization activity. Gene Ontology annotation, biological process: regulation of DNA-templated transcription. The transcript is spliced from 7 exons. The record is from RefSeq and is a predicted model, not a curated record. Bases 261 to 1388 code for a protein of 375 amino acids. Lineage: Eukaryota; Viridiplantae; Streptophyta; Magnoliopsida; Sapindales; Anacardiaceae. Gene Ontology annotation, cellular component: nucleus.